AACCAAUCCAACGCAAGUACUGAACCAUGGAAUCGUGCUUGACGAGCGCUGUGCAGCGGUUCCUUGCCGAUGGUGUCUUCUCCAGCGCCAUCUUCCUCGCCGAGCGGCUCGUCGCCGAGCAUGCGAAUGAAGCCAACGUCGCGCUCCUCGCCGAAGCCUACUACCGGUCCGGCGACGGCCAUCGCGCCAUCGCGCUGCUCCAGCGACCGACCGAGCAUGGCGGACCACGGUCGCCGCAGAACAGGUACAUGCUGGCGCUCUGCUGCUACGAAGCGGGGCGAUUGUCCGAGGCCGAGACAGCGCUUCUUCCGCCCAAGAGCUCUCGCAGUCCUCCAGGCAUGCCCGCGCUCGAGCCGAUCCCGAACGGCGCCGCCGGCCUCUUCCUCAUGGGCAGCAUUUGCCGACGAGUGAAUCGCACGGAGCACGCGAUCGAAUACUUCAAGGCAAGCUUGAAGCAAGACCCGUUCAUGUGGUCGGCGUACGAAGGCCUCUGUGAGCUCGGCUGUGACGCGCCAACGUCAACGUUUCUCCACCCUGCACUACUGCCAACGUUCAAGGGAAAGAAGACAGUGCGUGCUAGCGGUGCUCGACCUGUGUCCAGUCGACCGGCGGUGUCUACGCGGCCACCUCCUGCAACGGACACGACCGCCCAGCGACCACGCAAGGUAGUUGCACCGCUGCAAGGAAAGAAGGCCAUGAGCCGCACGUUCACCGAGAAGGAUCGACCCACAAAACUGCGCAUCCCAGCUCCAUCGACGACGACUUCGGGCGGCGAUACCCCUUCUCCUGCACACGCCUCGGGCGAUGCGCCCGCGCUGCAACUGCUCCACGACUGCGGCGCCGCCUACCGCGCGCUAUGCCUCUUUGAGUGUGACACGGCGAUCCAGUGCUUGAUGGCACUGCCUCGGAGUCAGCUGACGUCGGCGUGGGCGCAGCAGCAGCUCGCGCGGGCCUAUUUCGAGCAGGCCAACUACCCCAAGGCCGCACGCAUCUACGAGGGCAUCCGAGAGGCCGACCCCCACCGCAUGGAGGGCAUGGCCAUCUACUCGACGAUCCUCUACCACCUCAAGCACGAGGUCGGGCUCUCAUACCUCGCGCAGCAGCUCACCGAGUUUGACAAACGGUCGAGCGACGCAUGGUUUGUCGCGGGCAAUUGCUUUAGCCUCCAGAAGGAGCACGACAUGGCGCUCACGUUCUUUCAGCGUGCGCUGCAGCUCAACCCGUACUUUACGUACGCGCACACGCUGUGCGGCCACGAGUACGCGGCCAACGAAGACUUUGAAAAGGCCAUUGGGUGCUACCGCCACGCGCUGCGCGUCGACGGACGCCACUACAAUGCGUGGUAUGGCCUCGGCGCCAUCUACCUGCGCCAAGAAAAGCUCGAGCUCGCCGAGUAUCAUUUUCGACGGGCGCUGAGCAUCAACCCGCAGAGCUCGAUUUUGCACUGCAACCUCGGCAUGGUGCUCCAUGCAGUGCAGCGCCACGACGAAGCCAUUGCGGCUCUUGACAUUGCGCAGCACCUUCAGCCGCUCAACUCGACCGCGCGCUUCCACAAGGCCAAGGUGCUUCUGGCGACCCACCGCUACAAAGCCGCCCUCGACGAGCUCUACAUCGUCCGGGAUGCGGCGCCCAAAGAGUCGUCGGUCCACUUCCUCCUCGGCCGCGUCGCCAAGAAGCUCGGUCAAGUCGACGAAGCCAUGCGACACUACAACAACGCGCUCUUCUUCCACCCCAAGGACAACCACUUGAUCAAGGCCGCGAUCGAGCGCCUUUAUGACGACAACGACCGUGACUCGGACGACGACGACGACCAGAUGUAGGCAUCGCGUCAGUGAAUCGCAUAUCUGGUAUCGUUCUGGUCGAA
Saprolegnia diclina VS20 is the source of this 1864-nucleotide messenger RNA. RefSeq names its product anaphase-promoting complex subunit 3. Gene Ontology annotation, molecular function: protein binding. Gene Ontology annotation, biological process: cell division. NCBI's taxonomy places the organism in Eukaryota, Oomycota, Saprolegniomycetes, Saprolegniales, Saprolegniaceae. Bases 27 to 1820 code for a protein of 597 amino acids. The transcript has 11 exons. The record is from RefSeq and is a predicted model, not a curated record.